Molecule: messenger RNA, 501 nt
Organism: Equus quagga
Lineage: Eukaryota; Metazoa; Chordata; Mammalia; Perissodactyla; Equidae
Gene: ZG16
Product: zymogen granule protein 16
Exons: 3
Source: RefSeq, a predicted model, not a curated record
AUGUUGACCAUUGCUCUUCUUGCCCUUCUUUGAGCAUCAGCCUCUGCCAGUGCCAUUCAGGCUAGGUCUUCCUCCUACAAUGGAGACUUUGGAGGCAGUGGAGGACGGCGUUUCUCCCAUUCUGGCAACCAGCUGGACGGCCCCAUCACUGCCCUUCGUAUCCGAGUCAACAGAUACAUCGUAGGUCUCCAGGUGCGCUAUGGCAAAGUGUGGAGUGCCCGUGUGGGUGGCACCGGGGGAAACCUGGAGGAGGUCUUUCUGCACCCUGGGGAAUCAGUGAUCCGGGUGUCCGGCAAGUACAAGAAGUAUCUGAGGAAGUUGGUCUUCGUGACUGACAAGGGCUGCUACCUGUCUUUUGGGACAGACAUAGGCACAAGCUUCAGUGCUGUCCCAUUGCACCCCAACACUGUACUACGAUUCAUCAGUGGCUGAGCUGGCUCUCUCAUUGAUGCCAUCGGCCUGCACUGGGAUGUCUACCCCAGCGACUGCAGCAGCUGCUGA